Molecule: messenger RNA, 5600 nt
Organism: Drosophila miranda
Lineage: Eukaryota; Metazoa; Arthropoda; Insecta; Diptera; Drosophilidae
Product: AF4/FMR2 family member 4
Exons: 3
Coding region: 1246-4392 (1048 amino acids)
Source: RefSeq, a predicted model, not a curated record
GACACGAGCACACACACUCCCAUCCAAUUGUGGUCAUCUUUUGAUAUGUGUUGUGUUGACGCAGCGCUGUAUUUGACUGCGCGUUCUAGCCGGAAAUUUUGCGCGUUUUUCACUCCGUUGUUGUUACACGAUCCAAAAGUAUACCAAAAAUGUUUCAAUAAUCGUAAGCCGUGUGCAACGCGAAAUGUGAAAAAGAGACGGCCCUGCAUAAAGCUAGUAAUGAAGAGUUCUGGGCGUCCGAGAGCCCCAGCAGAUGUGCAAUUUUAUAGAUGAAAUGCCGACAGGCCCAAUCGUCAGUCAAAACCAAUCAUCUAUGAGUGAACAAGAGAACGCUUGAGUUGUUCUUUUAUUAAAGUAAUACUAAAAUCAGUGGAAACUCGCAGAAUACAUUUUAGUAUUUGAAACACAUGCAAAAUAGACAGAAAAAAAAAACACACACACCAGUGCACACGCCAGUUGAUAGUGUAUAUGCGCAUGGGGGAGUGUAUGUGUGUGUGUGUGCGGCUGUACAUAUACACAUAAUCAUGUGAAAAAUCGAUUGGAAGUACUGGAAGCCCCACCACUUGGAUUGGAAGUCACUGGCAGUCAGCGGCGGCGCCAAUCGAACAAGAAGAAGCAUCCGCGGCAUGCACUAACUAGUAGUAAAAAAGAAAGAAGCGGAAAGAAAAACCAAAAAGAUCCAAAAUAUACCAAUUAUCGCACAAAAAGGCGCGCGCGCCUAGCAAACAUUCACAGUGAAAUUACGCAAAAUCGGAAGUCGACGCUGGGUGGAAAAGAUCUUAUUGGAAGUAAAGAAUGAGGAGGAGGACGAUCAUCGUUUCGAAAGGUAUUGCGAAUUGAUUGACAGGCGGAGGAGGCAAAUGCGCAAAAGAGGUGGAAGAAGCGGAAAGAGAAAUCAACAACUGGCUGGCAGAGCGAAGCGUAGAAAACCGAGAGAGAGCGUGGACGCACACAUAUUUCUUUAUAUAACGAAAAAAAUCGGAAACGGCAAACAAAACAAACAGAGAAAGAAGUAGAGCACAAAAGAUAUAGAUAGAUAAAGUGAGACAGAGAGAGAGAGAGUGAGAGAGAAAAAGCGACUCACCAAGUUACGGCCGUUAGAUGAGGCAUCUCAGGAGCAGUCGCGAGAAGAUCAAACCAAAAUCCAAAUCCAAGUCCAGAUACAUCUGCCAGGAGCCGCACCAUCAAAAGCACUGUUGACCAGGGAGACGACAAUUUCGAUUGUUGUUCCGGCUUUGACCAAUAAUGGAACCAGAUCCCAAUGGGAUAAAAAUAGAGCCCACACUUGACCAUCACCAACAGCAGCAGCAGCAUCCCCAGCAGCAGCAGCAGCAGUACGCCACCCAUGUGCUGGCUAUCAAUGGACCCAAUGCACGCCUACUCAUCGAGCAUCCCUCAGCGCUGUUGGUACCCCUCUCCACCCAUCACCAGCAACAGCUACAGCAGCAGCAGCAGCAGCAGCAACAGCAGCACGUUCAGCAACAACAGCAGCAGCAUCAUCAGCAGCAGCAGUUCCAACAACAGCAGCAGCAUCAUCUCCAGCAGCAGCAGGAUCAGCUGCAGUUCCAGCAUCAGCAGCUGCAACUCAGUUUACCCACCGCCUACACACACCAGCAGCCCCUUUCAUUGAAACAACAGCCGCCGCCUACGCCGUUAGGGCCCACGUCGAGUGCCAGCUCCGCCUCAGUCACCGGGACAUCGACGCAUCAACAGCGCUGGAACGAGAGCCCCGAGGCCCGCCAGCGCCGCCUGGCCAGAAAUGCUGAGAGGAUGCGCGAGCGACGACAGCGAGAGAGCGAAGACGAGUACCGGAAACGGCUGCUGCGCAAUGCGGAGGCGAACCGGCAGAGACGUCAGAACGAGUCGGAGAUCGAGCGUGCGAUGCGGUUGGUAAGAAAUGCGGCGCGACAGCGGUUGCGUCGGGCCAUGGAGUCGCCCGACCAGCGGUCAAAGCGGCUGUGCAAGCUGGCCGAGCGGAUGCGCAUGUACCGAGCCAGCGAGUCGUCCGAUCAGCGAAAACAGCGGCUGGCCGAGAUGGCGGCCCGGGCGCGCCAGCGGAUCGCCAACGAGUCACCGGAGGAGCGCAAGGAAAGACUGAGAAAGCUGAACGACUACGCCAAAAAGGUCAGAGAAAAGAAAAAGAUAUUGAAGCAUGUGCACGGUGCAGUGUCGUCGGUGGUGGUUACGACGACGUCCUCCUCAUCGUCAACGGCAACGACGACCGCCCAGCAGCAGCAGCAACAACAACAGCAGCAACAGCAGGUGUUGGCUGUUGCAGCAGCAGCAGCCGCCGCAGCGGCGGCAGCCAAUUGUAAUAAUGAACAUAAUAUUAAUUUAAACCAGGCAAACGUUACGACGGUAUCCGCCCCUCAGGCAUCGAGCACGCCCGCACCCGGAACUGGAGCAGGACCCGGAAGCAGCGCCAGCACGCCCCAGGCUGUCUCAGAGGACCUGCAGCAGAUGCAGCACUCGAUCUCGGCCAUCACCUAUGAGGCGUUUAACGGUCAGGGCAUGUUCAUCGCCCAUGGUCUCACUCGUCCACCCAUGCAACUCAAGCAGGAGCCUCAGACCCCCCAACAACAACAGCAGCAGCUCCAACAGCAGGCGCAGCAGCAACAGCUGCAACAGCAGCAGCAGGUGCAGCAGCGGUACGCUAUCGCCGGCCAGCAGCAGCAGCAGGUGACGGCCACUCUCUUAGAGAGUGGCGGCGAUCAGGGAAGCAUAUUCGUUCAGCAGAUUUACGGCGAGGACCCGGGCAAGGGACCUAAGCUGCUGCAGGCGCACGUACCGCACUUCAGCAUUGCUUCCGGACCGCUGGAACUAUAUCCGCACAAGUACGCCAAGAAGCAGGAACUUCAGUCGGCCAACGGCAACAAUGCAACAGCUGGAACGGUAACGGUGUCCUCCGCUGGAACGAGCGGGACCAGCGACAACAGCAGGUCUGUUAGUCUGGGACAGAACGAGGCCAAGGUAAUCAUGACCACCGGCGGGGGCGACCAGCAGCAGAAGGUCCUCAAGUCGGCGGGACAAGCAACGCCCCUCUACAACCAGUUCCCCUACCUGGCCACCUUUCCCAGCAACACCAGCACAGCAAGCACCACCGUGACGACGUCGAACGUUAGCGCGGCCGGGGUGGGGUCGGUGUCAGCGGGGGGAGCCGGUGGGACCACCACCACUACCGCCUACUACCCCAUGUACCACAAUGGCUUCCAGCUGGGAAUCGGGCCGAGCGCAGUGCCGCCGCCCUUCACACCGGUCCACUUUACCAGUGCCAGCGGCGGGAGCAGUCCCACUUCGACGGGCCAGUACAACAUACUCACGGCAACCUCCACCAAUCCCACGCUGACCGUCACAAGCCUGGGCCAUCAGCAGCAGCAACCCCAGCAGCCGCAGGAGCAGAUCGUGGCGACGGUUGGUCGUGGAAGGCCGAGAAAGAACGUAAUGGUGAGCCACUCGGGCGGCGAGGAGCAGCUAAAGGUAAACACCCUGCUGGAGCACGAGCUAAACCAGAUGCUCGCUGUCCCCCAGCUGAGCACCACUCCAAGACGGGGCCGGCCCCUCUCCCAGCCGACUCAGCAGCAGGAUCUUGGAGGAUCACAGGGCCAUAUACAUGUACAUUCCACGGCGGAUGGAGACAACAGGUCGCCUGGCACGCCACGACGCAGCGGACCCAACAAGUACGAGACAGAGGAUGAAAAGCGCCUACGGCUGGACAAGAUGGCAGCCCAUCAGCGGGCGGUACGGGCAAACGAGACGCCGGAACAGCGAGCCGUGCGGCUACAGAAAUUGAGCGAGCGGGCACGGUUGAAGCGAGCGCAAAUUCGGGCCACAGAAAACAACGAUGAGCGUAAGGAGCGGCUCUCCAAGCAGGCCGAGUACGCUAGAAUGCGACGAAUGCGCAGCCACACGCCGCGCAGCAGCUCCGCCAGCGCCGAGUUCCGGGCCAAGACGGAGGAGGAGACCUCGGAACAGCUUUACGAGACGGAUGACGGCGUAGGCGUUGGUUCCGGCGACAGUUUCGUGACCGUGGUCAAGUCAGACUCGCAGCUGGACGGCGAUGGCUCCAACGACGAGCUUGCGUCGCUUCAGCUGCAGCAGCACGAGAUCCACCAGAUUGCCGGCAACCUCCAGCAGCACCCCCAUCAUGAGGCCAUCGUGCUUAACCAGCAGCACCGCCUGGUGACACUCGGACAGCACCAGCAAGGUUACAGCAAGCUGCAGACUGUCAAGGAGUAUGCCGCUGCCAGCGGAGGUACAGGAGUGACAGUAGGAGGUUCUGCGUCCGGUGGGGGAUCCAAUGCUGGGGGCGGUGGUGGCAAUGGCACCGGGGCACCCGAAAACAACGACAUGCUGAAGAUACUCGAGCCGAUCAUCGUGAUGAAAACCAAAUGAGAGUCGAGGAGGCGCAAUAGGUGCGCCAUGAAUCGCUAGAAAAGCGAUCGAUUAGAAGUGCAGUGUGCCUGGCAAUCCAAGUUAAGGUUUGCGCAACCAGUUGAUCGCUAGGUCCAUAGGGCUCCCCAGUACGGAGAAAUCCGUAUCCGAAAAAGUGUCUAUAGCUAGGAAUAAGAGUGUUUUUUUUUCUGCGUUGUGGAAUUUUGUGUUUGUCCGUGUAAAAAGUGGGAGGGACUGGGAAGACGAGUGGCAGCUGUGUCUACUUUUAGGUUAGAAAGGAUAUGUUUACCAAAGGAUGCUUGGUUUUGGUUUAAGCAUACCCCACAAUUACCAUUUACCCACCAUCCUCUCUCAAGCACAAGAAAAUUGUAAGGCCCCCGAAAGCAGAGCCGAUAUAGAGAGGGAUCCCCUCAAGAAAUGUAAGCAUGGAGGAGCAGCGCGCCCUACCGUCACGACUAUCGAGAGAGAAACGGUGCUGUCCGAUAACACAGCACAACUUAAUGUGAAGAGAGAUCAACUAAUCCUAAUCCAGAGUAUGUAGUGCGUAACCAGAUCACUAAGUAGAUUUAUGUAUUAAUUACACAGACCCACAAAAAGGUGUCGUGCGCGGCUGACUAGAGUACCAUACCCCCACGUAUUUUGGUGCGCUAAACACGAAUCCAACGUCAGAUUUGCUCCAUCACGCCAGGUUCUUUUUGUUCUUACCUCCAACCAAUAUGGUCAAAAUAUGGUGGCAAAAUAGUUGAAAAAUUCAUUAGAUUCGCUGGAAACUCGUUACUCGGUGGUUUUUUGGGGUCGCUGAUUUCGAAUUUGAUGUCAGUUUUCUUGUUUCGAGAGUGCUUUUCUCUUCAAAAGAUCUAUAUAGAUGUAGAUGUCGCAAGGUCGGAGAGCUAUUCGCUUGAAGUGAACCCGGCCAUAUUGGAUCCACCACUUUAAAUUUUUGUCUGACUUUAAAUUCAUAAUUAUCGACCCCAAAAACCCCAGAAAAACGUGUUUCAAUCAAAUCUGAUCAAAUAAUUUCCAUCAUAUUUCGAUAAAAUUUUUUUUUUUCUUUAAGGUUGGAAAAAAUAGCCUGACGUGUUCAGCGCACCAAAAUAUGUGGGGGUAUGGUACUCUGGUCAGCCGCGCACCACACUUUUUUUUGUGUGACUGUGUUAUUAAUUUUUUUAAAUUAGCAACAAAUACAAAUAAAUAUAAUAAGAAAUGCA